This is a messenger RNA of Lodderomyces parapsilosis, 924 nucleotides long. It is a transcript of the gene PGA33, whose product is annotated as Pga33p. The transcript has a single exon. The record is from RefSeq and is a predicted model, not a curated record. The coding region runs from base 1 to 924 and encodes 307 amino acids. NCBI's taxonomy places the organism in Eukaryota, Fungi, Ascomycota, Pichiomycetes, Serinales, Debaryomycetaceae.
AUGAAGAAAACGGCAGUUUGGACUCUUCUUUGUGGCUACUGCUUAGCUGCUGAUGCAAUUGCAGCCGCUGCUGCCGCAGACCCUGUCACUACAGCAACAACCGUAGCAAAUGCUGCUGCUGCUGCUGUUGCUGACACGCCAACCACUGGUGCAGCUACAACCACAGCGGGCGCUGUUGCUGCUGCUGCUGCUGCUGAUACCGCAACUACUGGCGCUGCUACAACUGGCGCUGCUACAACUGGCGCUGCUACAACUGGCGCUGCUACAACUGGCGCUGCUACAACUGGCGCUGCUACAACAGGCGCUGCUACAGCCACUACAGGUGCAGCAACAACAGGUGCAGCAACGACGGGCACCGCCACAGGAACUACCAAAACUGGCACAGCUACUUCUAAAACGGGUACUACGGGUACAGCUACGACCCCUGUUGGAGCUGCUGGUGCUGAUACUGAUACUGCCACAACUGGUACUACGAGAACUCCCGCAGACGCUGCAACUGCCGAUACUGCUGCAGCAGGCGCAGAAACGGCUUCUACAUCGGUCAAUACAGCCACCAUGGAUGCUGCUCAACUUGCUGCUUACACUGCUACAGCCAAAACAGCAUCUUCGUCAGUUAAUACAGCCACCAUGGAUGCUGCCCAACUUGCCGCUUAUACAGCCACAGCCAAAACAGACACAGCAGAAACAGCCGCCUCAACUACAGCAAACCCAGACACCGCAAAUGAUAGUACUGGUGUUGAUGACACUACAAAAGGUCUUUCUUUUGUCACUACAAGAGUGAUGAGGUCCACUUCCUCUAGUGAAAAUCAAGAGUCAUCUACUGAAUCCGGUGCAGAAAGUAGUCAAUCGGGAAAUACAGGAUCACUUGUUAAAGUGAGCCCAAUUUUAGCUUGUUUAUUUUAUUUUGGCUCAAUAGUUUUAUAG